Lithohypha guttulata is the source of this 3444-nucleotide messenger RNA. RefSeq names its product Serine/threonine kinase. NCBI's taxonomy places the organism in Eukaryota, Fungi, Ascomycota, Eurotiomycetes, Chaetothyriales, Trichomeriaceae. The transcript has 3 exons. Gene Ontology annotation, cellular component: nucleus; cytoplasm. The record is from RefSeq and is a predicted model, not a curated record. Gene Ontology annotation, molecular function: diacylglycerol-dependent serine/threonine kinase activity; ATP binding. Bases 1 to 3444 code for a protein of 1147 amino acids. Gene Ontology annotation, biological process: fungal-type cell wall biogenesis; protein phosphorylation; signal transduction.
AUGGCAGAUACCGAUCUCCAGAUAACGGAAGUACAGCGGAAGAUCGAUCGAGAGAAGGCUCUGAUUAAUGGCGCAACGCACAUGCGACAGUCCACAAAUAACGCUGCAGUACAGGCUAGAGCCGAUAGCAACAUCAAAGAUGGCAAGAGAAACAUUGCAUAUUUGGAGGAGCAGUUGAGGAAACUGCAGAUACGCAAAGUCAACGAUGGCGCCCCUCCACCACCAGCCCAUGGUUAUGGCACGCCCUCAACUCAGAGGAAACCUUUGCCAGGUUCCGGUAUGGACUCUGGGCCCACCCCGCCUCCAAAAGAGCGUUCAGGCUACUAUCAAGAUUCUGGUGAUUAUGGUGACCCGGGUCCUGGCGGUUACAGCCAAGGAGGUACAGGAAUGAUGCCGCCUCGUGCUCCUUAUGGCGAUCCAAGACCGUACAAUGUUCCCAUACCCAAGGCACGACCCAACUUCUCAAAGCUAGAUCUCAUCAAGUAUGACACUCCAUACCUGGGACCAAAGAUUCAGCUCAUGCUGUCGCAACUUGAAUUCAAGCUCAGUGUGGAAAAACAAUACAAGGCUGGUAUAGAGAAGAUGGUGCGGCUAUAUCAAGACGAAGGAGACCGAAAGAGUAGGGCAGACGCUGAAGGUCGACGUAUUGAAAGCAACCAAAAGGUGCAGUUGCUGAAACAGGCUCUGAAGCGCUAUAUGGAUCUUCAUGUCGGCAUCGAUGACUCGGUCGAAGGCGAUGACGACAGUUUGAAUGCUCCUAAUAUGAGAAAGCCUCUCUCCGGUCAUCUGGAGAUGCGAAUCAAUGCUAUCCGUGACGUGGAUCAUGCAGCAUCCUCUCGCUUUUCCCGUGGUCCAGAAACCUUCAUCAUCAUGAAAGUCGAGGACAAUGUUCGCGCCAAGACUCGAGCCACAAGGAACGAUAGAUGGAUGGACGAGAUAUUCACCAUUGAUAUCGAUAAAGCUAACGAGAUUGAACUCACGGUUUAUGAUAAAUCAGGCGAUAGACCUACCCCCAUCGCUUUCCUUUGGAUUCGCAUAUCAGAUAUAGCCGAAGAGAUGAGAAGAAAGAGGAUCGAAGCUGAGCUCCAACAAGGAAACUGGGUAACCGCUGACAAGAUGGGCAACGGUGGCAGUGGUGAAUUUGCACCUCCACCAACACAAGCUCCCCAUAUGCCUCCAGGUGAUGGUGCUAGUGCUGGACCAGCUGCAGGCAUGCCACAGCAUGCUCAGCCCGCAAUGAUCGAUUCCUGGUUCUCUCUUGAACCCGCGGGCCGCAUACACCUUUCAAUGAGUUUUCAAAAGCACACUGGCCAGCGACGACCCUUCGACAUUGGUCUCAAUCGACAGGGUGCUGUUCGACAGAAGAAAGAGGAGGUACACGAGAAGCAGGGCCACAAGUUUGUCAAGCAACAAUUUUACAACGUCAUGCGCUGUGCUCUCUGUGGAGACCUGCUCAAGUAUUCGGCUGGUAUGCAGUGCGAAGAUUGCAAGUAUACAUGCCAUACGAAAUGUUACCCGAAAGUCGUCACCAAAUGUAUCAGCAAAGCAAAUUACGAAACAGAUCCGGACGAGGAAAAGAUAAAUCACCGCAUACCACAUCGCUUCGAGAAUUUCUCCAACAUCGGAGCGAACUGGUGCUGCCAUUGUGGCUAUUUGUUACCAAUUGGUCGCAAGAACGCGAAAAAGUGCAACGAAUGUGGUCUCACCUGCCACGCACAAUGUCAACACCUCGUACCUGACUUCUGUGGUAUGUCAAUGAUAGUAGCUAAUGAGAUUCUCGAAACGAUUCAGCGGACAAAGCAACACAACAAGUCUUCUUCAGUGAGCUCGGGUCUAUCGAACAGAACACUACGACAACGACCAGGACCUCAGUCACCCACACAAAGCUUCAUCUCCGACGGCUCGACCACCAUAGCAUCUCCCGGCAAACAAUCAUAUGAGGAGUCUCCAAAGCCCUCGGACCUGGCUGUCACGGCCGCCCAAAACAUGUUUACACAAUCUGUUCAAAGCCCCGCCCCACAACCUCCACCUCAGCAGCAGCAGAGGCCAGCCAUGCAGAAGACAGCUACGUCGAACGCAGCCAUAGCAGCGGCAACCUCCUCGAUGCGACCUCCAUCUCAGACAUCACAAAGUUACUCGAACUACGGUUCUCAACAUGCACCCGAUCGAUACGCGAACGCUCGGCCUCCACGAACGGAAUCACCGCAGCAGCAACAGCCACCACAGCAUGCCGCUUACGACCCCGGUGCAUAUGCCAGUUACAAUCGAGCUCAACAACAACAGCAACAGCAAGCCAUCAUGCAACAAGCGCGUCCUGCGCAGGUUCCACAAUCACCUGCUGCACCACAGUAUCCACCAAGUCAUCAGCAGCAAGCUCAACCAAGGCCACAGGUUCCACAACAGCAAGUCGUCAAAGCAGAUUCGGCUCCAGCUUCAAAGGGGCCAAGAAUCGGUCUUGACCAUUUCAAUUUCCUAGCCGUGCUGGGUAAGGGUAACUUUGGCAAAGUUAUGUUGGCUGAGGCCAAGAGCUCCAAAAAGCUCUAUGCUAUCAAAGUGCUCAAGAAGGAAUUUAUCAUUGAAAACGAUGAAGUUGAAUCGACAAAAUCCGAGAAGCGGGUCUUCUUGAUAGCAAACAAGGAACGGCAUCCAUUUUUGCUCAACUUACACGCCUGUUUUCAGACAGAAACAAGAGUUUACUUCGUCAUGGAGUACAUAUCUGGUGGUGACUUGAUGUUGCACAUUCAGAGAGGACAAUUCGGUCUUAAGCGAGCCCAAUUCUAUGCAGCAGAAGUUUGUCUGGCGUUAAAAUAUUUCCACGAGAAUGGUGUGAUCUAUCGUGAUUUGAAGCUCGACAAUAUUCUAUUGACGCUUGAUGGGCACAUCAAGAUUGCCGAUUAUGGUCUUUGCAAAGAGAAUAUGUGGUUCGGCAGCACAACAUCGACAUUUUGCGGCACGCCUGAGUUCAUGGCUCCUGAAAUACUGUUGGAUAAGAAAUACGGUCGUGCAGUAGAUUGGUGGGCUUUUGGCGUGUUGAUCUACCAGAUGUUAUUGCAACAGUCACCUUUCCGUGGUGAGGACGAGGAUGAAAUUUACGACGCUAUUCUAGCCGACGAACCAUUAUACCCAAUUCACAUGCCACGCGACAGUGUCUCGAUCCUGCAAAAGCUGCUCACUCGAGAACCAGAACUGCGAUUGGGAAGUGGCCGACGAGAUGCUGAAGAGAUUAUGGAGCAUCCGUUCUUCAAGGGAGUAGACUGGGACGAUAUCUACAACAAGCGAGUGCCGACACCCUACAAGCCUCAGAUCAAGGAUGCCAAGGAUACCAGUAACUUUGACUCGGAAUUCACUAGUGUCACUCCAGUAUUGACACCAGUACAGAGUGUUCUUUCUGCGGCGCAUCAAGAAGAGUUCCGAGGCUUCUCAUAUUCUGCCGACUUCAUCUAG